GUCCGUACACACCAACUCCUCCCUCCCUCCCUUAAAUUAACGAACGAACCCUUUCAAUCCACCUUUUCAUUCCGUUACCGGUGGCGGAAUUCAAUGGGUUUACGCAACUUAUUCCGUUGCUUCGUUUCAACCUCCGAUCAAGUGGCCGAUUGUGAUGAAAACAACAAGUAUUCAUGGGAACAGAUUAAGAAAUGGAGUAGGAACUUCUCCACGGUUAUCGGCUCCGGCGGGGUUAGCACCGUUUACCUUGCUCGCAUACCGGGUUUUGGGUUAACAGCUGUCAAGAUCCAACUUGCUUGCACUGAGCGGCUAGCCAGGAUCCAUGAUCAAGAGCAUCAAAUAUUAGUUCAAGUACAGCAGCACCCGAAUAUUGUUAAGUUUGUUGGACACUGUGACGAAAGGGAAGAAGAGCGUGCACUUUUGUUUGAGUACGCAUCUAAUGGUACCUUACACGACAAGCUUUGCACUCUGACGUGGAAAACCAGAAAGAUGAUUGCCUUUCAGCUAGCUUCAGCUUUGCAAUAUCUUCAUGGGAUGCAGAUUAUUCAUGGGGAUAUCAAGUCUUCAAAUAUACUUCUAGACCAACAUUUAAAUUGCAAACUUUGUGAUUUUGGGUCCGCUAAAAUAGGAUUUACUCCCAUGGUUCUGCCUCCAUCUUCACCAAAAGCGAUAAUCGGUUCCCAAGGGUAUGUGGAUCCGGAUUAUUUGAAAACCGGAUUAGUGUCAAAGAAGAAUGACAUAUAUAGUUUCGGAGUGGUUCUUUUUGAACUUGUAACGGGGAGAGAGGCGUUUAGUGUGGAGAAGGGGGAGUUGUUGACGGAGAUCAUCGGUGGUCCGUUGGUGGGAGUGGAGGAGCUGGUGGAUCCACGGCUGAGAAACGAUGAGGGUUUGGAUUUGGAGGAGGUGAAAGCGAUGGUUUCAAUGGCGAGGAUGUGUAUUGGGUGCUCCAUGAUUAGGCCUAGUGCAAAGGAGAUUGUAGCAUCCAUGAAACACAAGUUUCAUAUCAUUUCUUGACUUUUAUUUUGGUGUUUUUUUAGAUGUGAUUGUAUUGGUUUGGUUUUAUCAAUCAUCAUCAUCAUCAUCAUGUAUAAUCAUUUUCUGUAAAUUUUGAUUUUUACUUUGAACAAGUAAGGUUGGUAUA
Helianthus annuus (common sunflower) is the source of this 1141-nucleotide messenger RNA. Its product is annotated as probable receptor-like protein kinase At4g10390. Gene Ontology annotation, biological process: protein phosphorylation. Bases 94 to 1014 code for a protein of 306 amino acids. The record is from RefSeq and is a predicted model, not a curated record. Gene Ontology annotation, molecular function: protein kinase activity; ATP binding. NCBI's taxonomy places the organism in Eukaryota, Viridiplantae, Streptophyta, Magnoliopsida, Asterales, Asteraceae. The transcript has a single exon. Gene Ontology annotation, cellular component: plasma membrane.